This is a messenger RNA of Oncorhynchus nerka (sockeye salmon), 2413 nucleotides long. Its product is annotated as proline-rich protein 11-like. The record is from RefSeq and is a predicted model, not a curated record. Lineage: Eukaryota; Metazoa; Chordata; Actinopteri; Salmoniformes; Salmonidae. The transcript has 8 exons. The coding region runs from base 689 to 1417 and encodes 242 amino acids.
AUCUUUACAAUUUCAGAAAAAUCGCACUACGACCAUUUUACUCGCCCUAGCAGAGCUAGUUAGAGUGUUUUCAUGUUAUCCAGAGCAUUGGUGGCUGUAACCAUGCUGUUGGCAACAAUUUAAUUACCCCUUUUGCCGACGUUUACUGAAACCGGCCGUAUUCAACGGGUGUUGAGCGUUCGUAAAUUCAUCAGUUAUUAUAUUCUGCGCUCUCGCACACUCAGACGAGAGCGCUCAGAAAUCGGAGCAGAUUGUCAGAGGGAAUUUACUAACGCAAUCCGUAUUCAGUAGCCUAUCCACGUACGUCUUCAUCCAGCUGUUUGUAAUACGUUUCCUGAUUUGUUGAAGCGAAUUUAUUACUAUAUUUUGAAAAUCUUUGCUUGUUUUUAUGAGCAAAGAUUGUACACAUAUAUUUUGUAUUCUCUAGUUUGAAUACGGUUUUAUGGCUGGAUCAAUGGACUUGGAAAUUGUGACCCAAUCACCCAAACCAGUCCAGCGCAACUAGAAGACCCCCCUGUAAAGAAUGUGAAGAAAUGGGUUCCUUUACUGGGUGUCAGAAUGCUGCUGCUGGCAUUUGGCAGGAUAUUCCAAAUCUGGAGGAACAACCUGAGCCAGUCAUUUGCUGGAUUUUGGAAAACAAAUAUUCUGGUGGGGGUAUGCCAAACAAAUAGAGACCCUCCAGAAUCAAAUGGCUGAGAUGCAGAGGGAGAUGGGUGCCUUGCAUUCUGCUCUUCAGGCUGUGGCUCCAGUGUGGACCCUCUCCCUGCUCUCACACCACCACCACCACCUCUUCCUCCUACAUCCAACACUUUCCUGCAACCCUACAUCCCUAAAAAAAAGAGUGGCUUCCAAUACUCAACAGGAGAAGCAGGACAUACUGGUGGCCGUGACCCUCAGGGAUUUACAGGCUGUUAAACUGAGAAAGGUUAUUGUCAGCAGUGUGAAAUCAAAGAGAACUCUAGAGAAGAUGCAUGCCCCUCUGGUCACUGUGGCAGAUCUGCAGAAUGUCCGUCUGAAACAAUCCCACUGCCAACUGCCCCCUAAACUUCUCAAACGCCUUAGCUUUGGCAGAACACCUACCAAAAGCCCUAUGAAUCUGCGUACACAGCUGAAAAGGAUUCAAAUCAAUAGGUUAUGCAUUUCAACACUUAAGUGCUUUAUUCUGGGAUUCUUGUGUUACCUGAACAGGAAGUCAAAGGACUGUCAUCAAGUGAGAGCUGAGUCUGACUAUAAGUGUUUCUCUCUACUCUUUAGGAGUCCUGGUGGCACUCCUCUGUUUGAUAAGGAGAAUAUGGAGACGGGCACUGGCCUCGCCCCCAUCAUGACUCAGGCCCUGCGACGCAAGUUCCAGAGUGCCUUACCACGAGGACUGUCUCCAAAGGCAAAGAAUCUCAACGAAAGCUCUGAUCAAAACUGAGACAUUUGUUGAUGUAUACACAGAUGUCGACCGAGACUAGUUCAAAUGUAACGGAAAGGCAGUUGCCACGAUGAAAAGUUCCAGUGUUGUAAUGAGGACGGAACGCAAGCUAUAGAUGUAACUAUUGGCACAAUGCACAUUCUCUAGCACUUUCUGGUUUCCACUGCUGAAUGGGUUAUUUCAUACUUUUUCCAUUGCUGAAUGAGUUACUAAGUGCUAGGUAGAUUGAGGAUGAAAAGAGGAAACACUUGUCUUGGACCACAAUUUUAAAAAGGACAUAAAAGUUCUAAAGGCAAGCAGUUUCUGUAAAAGCCUUGACCACCCCACUGUAUCAAACAGGUUUCUGUAAAAGCCUUGACCAUCCCACUGUAUCAAACAGGUUUCUGUAAAAGCCUUGACCAUCCCACUGUAUCAAACAUGUUUCUGUAAAAGCCUUGACCAUCCCACUGUAUCAAACAGGUUUCUGUAAAAGCCUUGACCACCCCACUGUAUCAGACAGGUUUCUGUAAAAGCCUUGACCACCCCACUGUAUCAAACAGGUUUGGUCAAUCCCAACACGGCCUGCAUGCUUCUUGGAACAGUGAAACCAAGGAGGGUGUUAAGUGAGCGAUACUGAGAUUUAAAAGGCAGUAGUUGAGAUAAUCUGAACACGUAGUUGAAACAAUCUGUUACUUGGAAUGAGUGAGAAGCAUCACUUGGUUUGAAUGUGGUUUCAGUUUAAUAUUUUCUAUGAGGAAGUCGAUUUUAACCGUUGUAAAUGUAUCUGUGGGUCUAUGUUUGGAAAUUGCACAUUGACUGGGGACCCUAUGUUUGAGCUAUUUCACGUUAUUUGUUACUUUUUCCAAAAAGCUUCUUGCAUUAUCUUUUGAUUUAUUUAUUUUUCACAUUGAGCACAUUGUUUUUUAAAGUAUUUGAACCAAUAUUGUGUUUAUAAGAAUAUAAUUUCAUUUGUGAUUUCCUAGACAUGUUUAGGAAACACCAAAUAAAUUAACAACA